AAAAAUAUUUUAAUACAAAAAAAAUAUAUUUUAAAUAAAUUUCGUACUUUUGCUUCGAAUUUGUUAAAGGUGUUAUAUUUCAAUUGACUUUUUAUAAAAAAGAAAUAUUUUAAUUUGCAGUUUGUUGAUGAAAAACUCGUGUGCGCUUAGACUUUCAGACUUUAGCUUUGAGCUGAAAAGCAACGCGACCACGUGUACAACAGCCGACUCGCUGGAGUGAGCGCAUUGUGAGCGAAGUUAGUGCAAAAAUAUGCAAAAGUGAAAUACAAUAAUACGAAAUAAUAGAAAAGUUUCCAAUAAGAAACAUGUGCGCGUUUCAAAAGAAUUUUUAACAAGAAAAAACUACGUUGACAAGCUGAUAACGCACAGGGGUGCGAGUGAAUGCGCCACGCUGCCGUUUAAUGAACCCAACAGGAAAUCAUAAGUGAUAUAUGAUAAAAAUACAACAACAAAAAAAAAUAAUAAUAAUUUAUGAAACACAAAAAAGAGCAAACAUUUAACGGUAAAACAAAACCAAAAGCUGAUAAAAAAUAGCUAGCGAGUGAGUGAGUGAAAGCGCGCGGCCGCAAAAAUAGUUUGAGUGCGAACGCAUGGCAGCUGAUGCAAUAAAGCGUACAAAUUGCCGGUAAAAAUAAAGCGACAACAAAAAACAAGAAAGUCAUAACAUAAAAAAGCAACAAAAUACAACAAACAACAAGAAAACAGUUUAAGACAACACACGCAUGCGCAGAACUAACAGCAACACCCUUAGCGUUUGAGAGCACAAUUAACCCUUAGAAACCCUUAGAGACGUCUGUAAGGCAACACAAGCAAAACAACAACGCACAACGCAAACUACCUCGUAGAGGACCCUCAACAACAACAACCACUACUAUCCUUCACACUCGCUAUCACUCCUAGCGCCAAACAACUCAAAUUGAGUUAAACCCAUUUUUUAUAAAAUAAAAAAAAAAAUAAUAUUCAAUAAAUUCCACAAAAUGACACGCAUACAGACCGCCGAUAAUAUCGUACCGCGUCACAUUUUCGAUACACCUGUUAAUUCGACAGCGGAUUUCUCCGGCGCCGCGCUACAAACCAACUCAUCGGACAGCUCAAGUCAAGGAUCCGGUGUUAAACUUAAGAAACAAAUCGGUUUACUCGAUGGUGUGGCCAUUAUUGUGGGUGUUAUCGUUGGCGCCGGUAUUUUCGUCAGUCCCCGUGGUGUGCUCGAGUACUCCGGUUCGAUUGGUCAAUCGUUGAUCGUUUGGAUUUUAUGCGGCGCCUUGAGUAUGGUUGGUGCGCUUUGCUAUGCGGAAUUGGGCACAAUGAUACCGAAAUCUGGUGGUGAUUAUGCCUACAUUGGCACAGCAUUCGGACCGCUGCCCGCUUUUCUCUAUCUGUGGGUGGCGCUGUUGGUGCUGGUGCCCACCGGCAAUGCCAUAACGGCGCUCACAUUUGCACAGUAUUUGCUGCAACCAUUUUGGCAGUCGUGCUCGGCGCCCGUUGUGGCGAUACAACUACUGGCCGCCGUGAUGACAUGCAUACUGACUGUCAUCAAUUGCUACAAUGUACGUUGGGUGACACGCGUCACAGACAUCUUCACCGGCACCAAAGUAUUCGCGUUGCUUGUUAUUGUUGCCGCUGGCGCUUGGUAUCUCUUCGCCGGCAAUACGGAACAAUGGGAGGAACCGAUGCGUGGCACAUACACCAAACCCGGCAUGAUAGCGUUGGCCUUCUACAAUGGGCUCUUCUCGUAUUCCGGUUGGAAUUAUUUGAAUUUUGUCACCGAGGAAUUAAAGGAUCCCUAUAGGAAUUUGCCGCGUGCCAUUUGCAUAUCAAUGCCGGUGGUGACACUCAUCUAUGUGGUGACAAAUAUUGCAUACUUUUCGGUGUUGACACCCGAAGUGAUAAUCACUUCGAGUGCUGUCGCUGUGACGUUCGGCGAUAAGUUGCUCGGCUUUAUGUCCUGGUUAAUGCCACUCUUUGUGGCCUGCUCCACUUUUGGUUCGUUGAAUGGCGCCAUAUUUGCUUCGUCACGUCUCUUCUUUGUGGGCGCACGCAAUGGUCAUCUGCCGGCCGCUAUUUCAUUGAUCAACGUGAAUUGUUUAACACCAGUGCCAUCACUGAUAUUUUUGUGCGUAAUUACGCUGGUGAUGCUGUUGAACCGAAACGUCUAUUCGCUGAUCAACUAUGUCAGCUAUGUGGAGGCGCUCUUCACUCUCCUCUCCGUGUCGGGUUUGUUAUGGUUGCGUUAUAAGCAACCGAAAACCGAAAGACCCAUACGCGUCAAUCUCGUAUUGCCUGUACUCUAUCUACUCAUCUGCCUAUUCCUAGUGAUCUCAUCCGUUUUGGAGUCACCCGUAGAAGUGGGCAUUGGCACCGUGAUCAUACUCUCUGGCAUACCGAUCUACUAUCUUACCAUACAUCGACCGGUCAAAUGGCUAACGGAUCUGUCGCAGGCGAUAAAUCUUUGGUGUUCGAAAUUCUUUAUUUGUAUGCCGAAUCAAGAGAAAUUCGAUUAGUUACUAAGCGUCAAAUAUAACAUUAGUUUUAUGCGUAAAACCCAAGUCGAUUAAAUCAUCUACACAUUGUGACACUUUUUAGGGAUGCAUUUUGCAUAUAGUUGCUUUGUUAUACUAUUGUACAGCCAACGAGAUAUAUACAUAUAUAUAUUUUAAAAUAGAUAUUUAAAAAAAAGUAGAAAUAUGGUGCCUAAAAUAGGCCAUAAUAACAUGUAUGUGCCUUCAAAGAUUUUUUGAAAGAAAGUGGAUUCGUAUUGAUAUUGCUCCGAAAUCAAAUAAAUAUCAAGCUCAUAUAUAUUUGUAUAACAUUUGUACAAAAAUAAACUCAAAUAUUUUUUUCUCAUUCCA
Messenger RNA from Zeugodacus cucurbitae (melon fly), 2849 nucleotides. It is a transcript of the gene mnd, whose product is annotated as Y+L amino acid transporter 2. Gene Ontology annotation, molecular function: L-amino acid transmembrane transporter activity. The transcript has 5 exons. The record is from RefSeq and is a predicted model, not a curated record. Bases 978 to 2501 code for a protein of 507 amino acids. NCBI's taxonomy places the organism in Eukaryota, Metazoa, Arthropoda, Insecta, Diptera, Tephritidae. Gene Ontology annotation, cellular component: membrane. Gene Ontology annotation, biological process: amino acid transmembrane transport.